This is a messenger RNA of Paramecium octaurelia, 2054 nucleotides long. NCBI's taxonomy places the organism in Eukaryota, Ciliophora, Oligohymenophorea, Peniculida, Parameciidae. The record is from the annotation of a GenBank genome assembly.
AUGAUUUUUUGCCUCCUUGUUUGUUUUACACAUGCAGCUAUUAUCAAGAAAUCUUUGAAAGGUCAUCCAAAUUAAUUACUAGCUCAUAGAAUUAUAUAACAAGUAUUUAGCAAUUGAUUUUGAUUUUGAAAGUGGGUCUGCUAUAGGAUUAUUAAAAGAAAAGAAUAAUAUGUUUUAUCAAUUAGUCUACUAAAAAGGGUUCAACGAGUAAACAAUCACAAAAGACAUCAUCUUCUUGAUUUGGCUUUAAGUAGGUCCUGGUUGUUCAUCACAGAGUGCAUUUUAUGAAUUGAAUGGUCUAUUCCACAUUGAAAAAUCUGAUGCUGACUUUACAAUUCGAAAAAAAGAUAAUAGUUGGCUUCGAUUUUAUUCGUUGAUCGACCUUUUGAACUGGAUUUAGCUAAGGGGAUAUAUCAAUUAAUUCAACAUUGCAAGCUUCAGGUUAUUUUGUAGAAUUUAUGGUUGAAUUCUUCAAGGUUCCUCCCGAAUUCCAAUUGGCUUAAACUUACCUUACUGGAUUCAGUUACCCAGGUCACUUUGCUCCUCUAUUUUCGAAUAGUUUGCUUAAUAGUGACAUCAAGUUUAGUUAUAAAGGAUUUAUAAUUGAAAAUGGAUUAUAAAGUAUGCUACAUUGAACUUCGUCAAUAUCCUCAUACUUAUAUGUGAAUGGAUAUAUAAGUGAUGAAUUUAAGCAAAUUACUAAGAAAGAUGAAUAACUUUUAUAAUCGAUGAUAUUAAAGUAGUAGGAUAAAUUAGCUGGAUCAGCAUUUACAUCCUACUUUAAUAAAUUAGAAAAUUUUGCAAAAAUUGAUGUAUCAAAUAUCCUGCAAACAAGAAGAAAUAAGAUCAAAUGAGUGGAUAAAUUUUAUGAGUAAAUAUAAAGAUUAAUUUGGAAUUACAAAUACCAUUACUUAAGUUUGUAAUUAAUAAGUAAAGUAGCAAAUGAACCUGAUUUCUCUUUUGAUUUGACAAAAAUUAUUGAAGACUUACUAAACAAAGGAGCAGUCCUUUUCUACAAUGGUUAGAUGAAUGCAAGCAUUAAUCCAGCUGGAACACAAAAUUGGUUAUCGACCUUCAAGUCAGAUAAAUUAUAUUAAUGGAAAUCAGCACAAAAAUCUAUUUUUAAAAAGUAAUGGAAGAACAGUAGGCAAUUUUAAUAAAACAGAGAAAUUUACUAUAGUAACAAUUUACAAUGCCGGCCAUGCUGCUGUUUUUGAUUAACCAUAAGUUUUAUAUGAAAUGAUUAAUCAUCAUCUUAAUAAAGAUGAAUUUUGGAAUUGAUUUUGUAUAUAUUUUGAAAAAUAUCAGAUAUUAUUUUACCAAUAUAGACAAGGCAUUGUUCCAAAAUUGAAAAUCAAAAAUAAUCAAUGACUCCAUAUUUUAUCAUCUUUAACUAAUAUUAGUUAUAAAAUAUUUAUGAAAGCAAUUUAUUAAUUUUCCACAAUUAAGCCUUAAUAGUUCUGGCCCUAGUGGAGUUGGCAAAGUACACCAUUAUUUUAUUAAAGGGAUCAUUAGUCACCAGAUUGCUAUAAAAUAGCCAAAACUUUGUUUACAGUGUGAGUCUGACUACUAGAAAACCAAGACCUAAUGAGAAGAAUGGUGUCAAUUAUUAUUUUGUAAAUAAAGAUGUUUUUGACGAAAAUAUCAAGAACAAUGAGUUUUUAGAGUUUUGUGAAGUUCAUGGAAAUCUAUAUGGCGCAGCAAAACAUCAAAUAAACAAUAUCAUAAAAUAAAAUAAAAUACCUCUCAUAGAAAUAGAUGUUUAAGGAGCUGAAAAAAUAAAUAAAUAAUUGAAUAACUAAUGCGAGAACAUAUUUGUAUUACCACCAUCUAUCAGCAUUCUAAGAAAAAGAUUAAUUGGAAGAUAGACUGAAACAUCUGACGUUGUAGAGAAGAGAAUCAAAAACGCAGAAACUGAAAUUGAAAAAGCGAAAUCUUUUUAAAUUUAUCAUUUCAUUGUUAAUGAUAAUUUUGAAACGUGUUAUUAAGAGCUUUUUGAGUUUGUAAACAAAAAAUAUUAAAACCUCUUAUUAUUAUCAAUAAAUUAUUCAUGA